Messenger RNA from Lathyrus sativus (Indian pea), 1626 nucleotides. The record is from the annotation of a GenBank genome assembly. NCBI's taxonomy places the organism in Eukaryota, Viridiplantae, Streptophyta, Magnoliopsida, Fabales, Fabaceae.
AUGGUUACUGCAGUCGAGCUUUUACAUGUAACUCAACCCAAACAACUAGAAGUAGAACAACAAACCAAAGACCAAGUUGAAUUAGAAGAAGAAGACGAUGAUGAUAUCUCGUAUUCUUCUGAUUCGGAAAUCGAUGAUGCUUUGGAUUGGUUGGAUUCAAAAGAAGAUGAAUAUGAAUCAAUUGACGGCUCUUCCCUUAGUUCAUGGCGCCCUAAUGCUCAUGGCGGCCACCAUUCUCAUUCUUCCACUCUCCAACCUCUCUCUAAUCGUAACCAGAGAUUCUCUCAUCAUAUCCGUGCUUCCCCUUUAGAGGAAUGGGAAGGAAGAAUGAAUAUUGGCAUGUCUAACACUGUUACGACAGCGAUUCGUGCAAGUGUGAGGGAUAUGGCCAUUGGUAAAACCAGAACUACCGAGAAAGCAGACCGAGCCACAGUUGAGCAGGCAAUUGAUCCUAGAACGCGCAUGGUUUUAUUUAAGAUGAUGAACAGAGGCGUGUUUCAAGAUAUGAAUGGAUGCAUUUCAACUGGAAAAGAAGCAAAUGUUUAUCAUGCCACCAAAUCCAAUGGUGAUGAACUUGCAAUUAAAAUAUACAAAACAUCUAUUCUGGCUUUUAAGGAUAGAGACAGAUAUGUGAAAGGAGAUCGCCGGUUUAUAAAAGGGUACUGUAGGAGUAAUCCCAGAAAAAUGGUACAGACAUGGGCAGAAAAGGAAAUGAGGAAUCUUUUUAGGCUAAAGGCAGAAGGAAUUAGGUGCCCUACUCCACAUCUUCUGAGGCUACAUAUCCUGAUUAUGGAAUUUAUUGGAAAGGAUGGUUGGGCCGCUCCACGUCUCAAAGAUGCAGAUCUAUCUUUAGACAAGUUACGGGAAGGCUAUGUUGAGAUGAUUGUUGCAAUGCGGACAUUAUAUCAGAAGUGCAAAUUGGUGCAUGGCGACCUCAGUGAAUAUAAUAUACUUUAUUAUGAGGGUCAUUUGUAUAUUAUUGACGUUUCUCAAUCAGUUGACCUUGAUCAUCCUCUUGCUAAUGAUUUUCUGCGUGAAGACUGUACUCACGUAUCUGAUUUCUUUAAGAAACAUGGUGUAGGUGUCAUGACAGUAGAAGAGCUGUUAAAUUUUAUUAAAGAUGCAUCCAUUGCUGAUGAUGCUGUGGAUAGUUAUUUGGAAGAGCUGCAACAAAAAAUUUUGGCCAGAGAUGUAUCUAUAGAGGAUGAGACUGCAGACCUUGUGCUUGCUAAGUCCGACAUUCUAAAGAAACUAGAUGAUGUUAAGAUUGCCGAGGAGGAUGUACGACAUAUGACAGAACCUUCCCUGCAAAAUGACCAGCAAAAUCAGAAAUCAAAUACUAUAGAAGACUUGCAUGUCAUCUCUGACGUUAAAUCUAACCUCUUAGUAGGUGAUGCCGAGUCUCAAUCCGGGGAGGAGGAAGAUAACAUAAGCAAUUCUGAAGAGAUCUCAUCUUCUGAAAGUGAUUCAGAUACUCCUUUGGAGAAGAAAGCAGCUAGAAAAGAAGCUAGGAAAGAGAAUAAAAAGAAGGUGAAAGAGGAGAAAAGAGAAGCAAGGAAAACUAAAGUCCCCAAGGCUGUGAAGAAAAGAAAGAAAAAACUGUCUAAAGCCCCCAAGACCAGAUAG